UAUUUCCGAUCACGUUUAACCUUGGUGAACAAACAUGGCAGCACGCGGUCUAUCAAGAGUGGCAGAAUUGUGUCAAACGUUAAGCACGGAAAGAAAAGCGACAUAUCUGAAAAAUGCGUUGUUUCUAUCCAGUCGUUAUUUGUCUACAACAUACAGGGAUACAAAGAUUGAUGGAUCCAACCAAUCUCGCAAAGGACUUUUUGCAGUUUUUAAGGAGAAUGGUUUUACAAGAAAUCAGUUACCAACCAGGAGCUACUCUGUAACCAAUGCCGCAUUAGGCAUUGAGCAAGGCAGUGAUGAGGUGGAAGGAGCCUUUGAGAAAUUCAACAUCUCCAAGACUGUACAAGAUAACCUGAGAGCUAAAGGAAUCAACUAUUUAUUUCCUGUACAGUACACAACAUUCAAGCACACAAUAGAAGGGACAGAUGUUGUUGUUCAAGCAAGGACUGGUACUGGUAAAACUCUUUCAUUUUCCCUUCCUCUGGUGGAGAAGUUGAAGCAGAGUCCAGAAAGGUUGCAGAUGAGGGGCAGGAAACCAAUGGUUUUGAUAUUGGCACCAACACGAGAGCUAGCUAUGCAGGUCCAUGAGGAUUUUGCAAUGCUAGACAAAACAAUUAAGGUGCUGUGUGUGUAUGGGGGUGCAUCAUACAUUCCACAAGUAAAUGGACUAGAGGCCGGUGUUGACGUGGUGGUUGGUACCCCAGGACGCAUGCGUGACCUCAUACAGAAGGGCCCACUCAGUCUACAGCAGGUAGAACACGUGAUCCUUGAUGAGGUCGACCAGAUGCUAGACAUGGGCUUCCAGGACCAGGUGGACGAUAUCAUCAAGACAUGCUACACUGAAGCCAAGCGUCCCCAGACAAUGCUGUACUCGGCCACCAUGCCUGCAUGGGUGAGCAAGACUGCCAGCCGCUACCUCCGCAAGGGAUACAAGCACAUUAACCUGGUGGGGGACAAAAAUGAGCAGACCGCAACUACCCUCAAGCAAUACAAAAUGGUGUGUACGCAGCAAGAGCAAGCCAGCCUGAUUCAGGACCUUAUCAAGCUCCACUCGGGUGGAAAGCGGGUGAUCAUAUUCUGCAACCAGAAGAUUGACUGCGACCGAAUGGCCAGCACAGAUUUUGCAGGCGGAUCCCGUGUACUGCAUGGUGACAUCCAGCAGUCCUCCCGUAGUGUCAUCAUGAAGGACUUCAAGAAGCAGACAUUCAAUGUUUUGAUCACCACAGAUGUGGCAGCCCGUGGACUUGAUAUUGCUGAUGUUGGUCUUGUCAUCCAGGCAGAGCCACCAAAGGACGGGUCCAUGUACAUUCAUCGUGUAGGGCGUUCAGGACGGGCUGGGAAAGAUGGAAUGUCAAUACUGCUGUAUGGGAGAGAAGAGAGAGAAAAAGUGAUUCAGUGCGAGCAGGCUGCGAACACACGGUUUGAGACCAUGCCAAUGCCAACACUGCAACAGCUCUGGAAGGUCUGUAGCGAGGAUGUUCAAAAGCAGUUGGAGAAUGUCCCGGCCAGCAUUGUGGCUCAGUUCAGUGGUGAGGCAAAGAAGCUGAUUGACCUGUAUGGAGCCCCAGAAACUGUUGCUGCAGCCAUUGCUGUCAUCUCCAAUGCUGAACGCUACACAAAUAGAUCCCUGCUUACAAGACUUCCUGGACAGACAACUCUUUGCAUAAGGACCAAGGUGCCGGUGAAAGGUUACAGUGAUGCCAAAAGGAAAGUAAACAACUAUCUUGCUGCAGAGAAUGUGACAACAACAAACGUGGUGAAGCUGGCGGAUAGCAUGGGCAUAGUUUUCGACAUUCCCAGUACAAAUGUGGAGUCGUUCGCCUUGGAGUUCAACGAUCUGAAAGAAAGUGAAGACGAAACAUUGGAGAAACUUACUGAACUUCCCGCACUGAUGACAGCGAACACUUUCCAAAGUGAUCGAUAUGGGCAACAGGGUAGUGAUGGAAGCAGAAGGUAUGGGUCACGGAAUGAAGAUUAUAGGAGUGGGGGCUUCAGGGGGAAUGAAGAUUAUAGGAGUGGGGGAUUCAAGGGAAACAGGGGCUCCAGUUGGGGUGUAGACAGCAGGAGAUCAGGUUUUAAAUCUUGGGACAGUACAGGAGACAAUGAAGGGUUUAGAGGCGGGGAAUUUAAAGGAAACAGGGACUCUGGCUGGGGUCAGGACAGGAGGUCUGGAGUGAGCACAUGGGAUGGUUCUAUGGACACUGGGUAUGGACGCGAGAGGAGCAUGGGUGGUAAGUUUGAGUCACGGGCCCAACAAGGCUUCCAGGGUGAUCAACAGCGUGGAAAAAAGAAGGAAUCAUGGAAUGACUCAGAUGAUGAGUGAAAAGAUCCUUGGAUAUCAAGGGAACAAAGUAAUGCAGUGAUGAGGGCCUGGUGGUUUGCCAUUCAUCACACAUUCUGAAUAAAGAAUAUUGGACAUAGACAUGUAUCCUGAAAAUGGAACAGUAUAUCAGUACAUGAGUUAUUCAGGAAAUGCCUCUGAUUCAGAAAAGUAAAAAUGCUAGAAAACAAGACUUUAGUUUAACCGUUGUACUUCAAGACCUGUAAUAAUGUGCUGUCUCGCUCAGUACUGGCUGUUUCUGUUCUAUAUAUAUGUAUUGUGGCACAAAAUUAUUACUUAAGGUUUUUGUAAAACAAAAAUAUCAAAGCAUCAAUUUAAUCCAUCUAUGUAUGUAUAGUUCAUAUAUAUGUUCAUGUGAUUAUGUAUAGUUCAUAUAUAUGUUCAUGUGAUUUAGUUAACCAGGUUUUCCGAAGAAAAUAAAAAAGGUUAUUAGAUUGGCGAAUGUUGGCUGGCAGGCGGCCGGAAAAAGCUUGUCCGGGCCAUAACUAUGUCUUUCAUUGUGAGAUUUUAAAAUCAUUUGGCACAUUUGUUCACCAUCAUUGGACUGUGUGUCGUGCGAAAGAAUUACGUCGAUAUCUCCAAGGUCAAGGUCAAGCUUUGAGUUCAAAGGUCAAAAAUGGCCAUAAAUGAGCUUGUGCGGGUCAUAACUAUGUCGUUCAUGGUGAGAUUUUAAAAUCAUUUGGCACAUUUGUUCACAGUCAUUGGACGGUGUGUCGCGAAAAAGAAUUACGUUGAUAUCUCCAAGGUCAAGGUCACACUUUGAGUUGAAAACCUUUUUUUUUGGACAAUUUUGUCCCUUGUUUGUCAUUUGUUCAAGGAGAAUUUGAGAAAAUUUAUAUGUGCUGUUGUAAGGGCAUAUAAUAAGUCACUACAUUGAUAGAAAAACUGUUUCACUGGCAAUAUUUAAUGUUUUCUCUGAAAUAUAUUAUUUACAAUUUUGAACUUAGAAUCUGUAUUCCCUAUAUUAAAAUGAUAUAUAUAAAGGACAAGUUUAGUAACUCUAGCUUGAAAUUAAUCAAAUUUGGGGCCAUUUUAAACUAAAACAUUUGUACCGGUAUACACAAAAUAGUCAUGUUAAUUAAUCUUUCUUGGAGGGCUAGUGAACCUGGAAGUGCUUGAUGUAUUAUUCAAAUGUGAAGCUUUUAUUACCCCAUAGACUAAGUUUGGUAGCUCAGUUUACUCUAGUAUGGAAAUUGUCAUAGUAAAGGGUCUUUUUUUAUUUUGAAAUGGUACAUGUAGGCUUUAUCAACAAGUUCGAGCUAAUUAAACUCAAAUAUUUUCCCAAGAAUUUAUAUUCCUUGUACCUAUACAAUUUUUGUCCCAAAUCCAUUGGCAUUGUGAAUGUGAUAGGAGGUAUCAAGGUAAAUUUCACUCUACAAAUAGAAAAAUCAAUCUCUCUUAAUUUCUUAAUAACAAAUUGAAUGAUUGUAAUGAAUCUCCAUUCAGUUUCACCUCAUAUUUAAGGUUAUGGUUUUAAAAACAAAAAUAGUUUCUGAUUAUUUUCUCAAGAAAUAAUUGAGCUAUUGUUGGACAAUUCAAUAUAUAAAAUCCUUGCCUCCAGACCUUGUUAGAAAUGCAUGGGGCGUGCAAGAAGUCAAUGUCGCUAUUUCUAAAAAUAUAAAAAUGGAUUCCCAUCGUUACUCAAACAAACAGAGUUUUUGUAAUGCAACUACAUGAACAGAUGUGUUCCAUCAAAACUUCACUUGAGAUUGCGUAUCUGUGUAAUCGUAGAGAUGGAAAGCAAUAUAAUAUUAUUCACUACAGUUUUACAGGUUCAAAAUGUCUGUGAAUAUUGAUAGAAAAGAUCUCAAUACUGAUGUGACAAUUUAUACUGGAACUGAUUAAGAAAAUGUCUGUGUUUGUAUUAAGGAUAAUAUCAAGGGAAAGAGCAUCUUUAUUUGUUGUGUUUCACCGCAGAGGACGUCAGUUUUGCUUGGUAUGCUACCAAUGCCUUGCUUCUGUUAAUAUUUCAAUUGAUGAAAGAUUUUGUUGUUUUGUGUGUGCUUUUCAUUGAAUAAAGCAUAUUUAUAUUG
Molecule: messenger RNA, 4374 nt
Organism: Dreissena polymorpha
Lineage: Eukaryota; Metazoa; Mollusca; Bivalvia; Myida; Dreissenidae
Product: nucleolar RNA helicase 2-A-like
Exons: 15
Coding region: 35-2323 (762 amino acids)
Molecular function (GO): RNA binding; helicase activity; ATP binding
Source: RefSeq, a predicted model, not a curated record